UGUGGCUGCAGCUUGCAGGGUAGUGACUGUAGCUCUGUAAUGUGGGUCUUGCUUUCCCCCAGGAACCUGAGAGCCACGAGCUGCAGAACAGUUUCCAAGCACCCUGUCAGCUGUUCCUAACUGUAGAUCAUCGAAGUUCUCUUUUUUAGGAGAAGUUAUACUGGGCAUCAUGAACGUCAAUGAUUUUGUAAUACUGCCAGGCUCAAAAGCUGGAACCUCAGUGAGAUUAAAAACAAAAACUGUCAAGGAAUUGCAGCUGGAGAAAGUGCAGUUAGAAACAGAAAACAGAGAGAUGGAGAAGAGACUACGGCAGCUGCAGUCAAACAUGAGCAGAGAAAAAGAGGAGAGGAGGAAAUUAGGUGCUUACCAUUGGAAAUCUGGGCAGGCAGGACCAAGGACCAGUCAAGCCCGAGUUCUGGCACAAAAUAAUGAUAACAGGAAAAAGGUUUCUCCAGAAAAAGUGAAGUUGCAAAUACUCAAGGAACAGAUUCAAGAGCCAGUGAAAGAACCAGUUAAGCCUGAAAGAAGAAAUGUUGUAGCUCGUGAAAAAUCGGAAGUGAAGGGGAUGGCCUGUGGGCUACCAGAAAUUAAGGGUGGGCUGCUGGAGCCAGCCUCAGAAUCAACCUGUGCAAGCCUUGGAAAGCAGGACAAAGGAUUAUUGCUGAGUGGUGCCUUUGAUGAGGAGGCAUCUGCAAAGUCUUUUCAGGAAGCUUUGCUUCAAUGGAGAAAAGAUAAAAGUGAUCCUGGAGAACAACUGUGUGCCAGUGAUGUCCCAUCAGAACCUGUGGGGAUUUGUGAGGUCCAGACCAAUGUUACUGUUGUGAAGGAACCCAUCCAUGUGGAAUUCCAGAAGGAGGGCCUGAGCUACAUGGAGAAACUCCUGCUGAAGAAAUACAGAAGGACUCCUGCUGAUCAAAUUUUUGCAAGUUGCAUGAAAGAUUCAAGGCCUGUGCAAGCCCUGAGCAUUCAUCAGGCUGGGACUGGAGGAGGGGGAGAAGGAGAUGAUGAUGAUGACAUUGAGGACUUAACAGCUGAAGAGGUGAAGAAAUACUGGGCAUCUGUUUAUAGAGUGGAAGAACCCAGCACUGUUCCUGAAAAUGCAGAGUGCUCUUUGAAAAUUGAGUUCCUUGAUGAUUCUCAUAGCAAGGACUUGGAAGAAUCAUCAGACUCUUCAGUGGAGGAAGCUGGAGUGGUGGCAGUGAAUAAGCAAGGCAAAACUGACCCACUGCAGCAGUGUGGGAGAAAUCCUGUUUCUUCUAAAGAAAUUUCUCAAGAAACACUGAUUGUCUGCAGAGAUCUUCACAUAAAUGCUGUGCAGGAGGAGAGUAUUGAACCAAGGGCUGUGAGAUCAUCCCUGAGCUCCUGUGGUCUUCCUGAGGAGAUCUCUAACCCCACUGAAGUAGUGAGCAAAGAUCUCCUUGAGACACAAGUGCAGAAAAGCAGGAGAGAGCCACAAGAACUGGGCAGUGUCUGCAAUAGUCCCAAUUUGGUCUUGCCUGUAAUUAAAAGAUCUUUAACAUUACAGGAUGUAGCCAAAAGACAGAAAUGUGGUUCUACAUCGUAUCAGGGACUUGAAGGUUUCUUUGUUCUUUGUGCAAACCCUAAACAAGAAAAGCUGGAGGCACCUUCUUCCCUGAGUGCUGCCUCCAGCCCGAGGGACAGGAGUAUCCCUUUCCAAGGAGAUGGGCAGUGGGUUUCUGAAAGGAGCUUUAGUGAAUAUGCUGAUGACUCUGUAGUUCAAGGUGUCUUAGAAAGUGAACUGACCAGGGCUGCAAAUGCUUUCAAGGCCCAAAAGGAACUUUCCUCUCUGAUGGCAGCGUGGAUGCCAUGCCCAGGCCCUGAAAACCAUUACAACUUAACUUGUGAAGAUGGAACCUCCUCCAGCAAACCCUGGGAGAAGAUCUGUGGAAAUGCAGAUUUCCAGAACACCCUGCAGCUGAAAGACCAUGACACAUUUGAUAUUUUCGGGGACUGGGAUGAAAGGCAAAUGGAUGAUGAGGAAGCGAUUCUGGAGGACAAACAGCAGGUUCUGGCCUUGCAGUGAACAUGGAAAACUCAGUUCAGUCCCUACCUUUGUAUGGUACAGAACCAAGAAGAUCAAGAGGUGUUUUAAGUGCUGCUCAAGACAUCAUCUGCUAAGGAAUAUUCUGUAAAGUUGUCAUUAAAACUUCUUGAAAACACA
Molecule: messenger RNA, 2182 nt
Organism: Corvus hawaiiensis (hawaiian crow)
Lineage: Eukaryota; Metazoa; Chordata; Aves; Passeriformes; Corvidae
Gene: ZBBX
Product: zinc finger B-box domain containing
Exons: 18
Coding region: 170-2044 (624 amino acids)
Biological process (GO): cilium movement
Cellular component (GO): motile cilium
Source: RefSeq, a predicted model, not a curated record